Rubroshorea leprosula is the source of this 491-nucleotide messenger RNA. The record is from the annotation of a GenBank genome assembly. Lineage: Eukaryota; Viridiplantae; Streptophyta; Magnoliopsida; Malvales; Dipterocarpaceae.
GGAAUUAGGGUUUCUGAGUCCUUCUAUAAAUACUCCGCUUCUUCAUUCCUCCCCCAAAUCAAGUGUUUUUCUGAUAGGCUGUCUAGCUCCCCUCUGCUCUCAGAUCUCUCGUGGAGAAAUCAGUCGAUCAUGGGGCACUCUAACGUUUGGAACUCUCACCCCAAGAACUAUGGUCCUGGUUCUCGCGCAUGCCGUGUGUGCGGAAACCCUCAUGGGUUGAUCAGGAAGUAUGGUCUUAUGUGUUGCAGACAGUGCUUCCGCAGCAAUGCCAAGGAAAUUGGCUUCAUUAAGUACCGCUGAAGAAUCAAAUAUUAAGGGGGCAAAGAAUCUUCCUCAAGUAUGAACCUAAUAGUGGUUUUUGAUUAAUGAAGAGCUUUAUUAUGAUGUUUUUAGUUACCUUGAACUUAGAGUUUGUUGUUUGACUAAGAAUAUUUUGUUAUUUGUUUUAAAGUAAUGACACUUUCUCUUUUGCUGCGAUAUUCAUCCAUCUG